AUGAAAUUUAACUUCGAAUCAACCAGAAGUUCCAUCAAGAGUCAAUCUAAUGAGAAAACGUUUGUUUGUCAACGAUACGCAACAAGACAUCAGAUCACGAAUACAUCGAAAGCUGUUCGUCGAAAGCUCAUUCAAGAAACGAACAUAAAUACAACGAUCAUCGAUGUGAUUGAACGAUCUCCAAGUGCUUGUCCUUUAACUGAACAACCAUUUCACGAACGUAUUGACAAAUAUCUUCAGAAAGAUAACUCAAUAUUGCCAAUCAGCUCGGAAACCAAACAAAAUCUGAACAGAUUACAACGAAUUACCGAUGACGUAAAACUCAUAACUAAACAACUCCAAUCAUCACUACAAGUCAAUCAAAAUGUCAAUUCAACUAAUGAUAUCCUAGAUCAACGUUUACUUGGAGAAAUUUGUUAUCAGCUCGAACGACGAAUCUUAGUUUUGAUCUUUUCUCAAUCGAAGCAACUCUACGGUUAUUCCCUUCGUUAUGUACCAUCAAUUAUCAAUACUGAGCCAAAUGCGCAUGACCGUUCGAUCUAUAAAAAACGUCUGGACAAUAUUCAAAAGUAUCUAUCCAAAGAAAACUUUUCUCUUCAUCAUCAUUCAAUAUUGACAUUCAAUUUCAUUAACAAAUACGGUAUCUAUCCUGACUAUCAAUGGUUGCAAAGUUCAUCAAAUCUUUUCACGAACGUCGAUGAAAUGAAAACAUUUUGUUCGAAAUUCCUUUCCAAAGAGUAUCAUGUAGACUUAUCGAUAAUUAUCAACAGUCUUGAUUUAAUUUCUCAGUGCGAUGGCAAACCACUAUUCUACUGGUAA
Messenger RNA from Adineta ricciae, 819 nucleotides. Lineage: Eukaryota; Metazoa; Rotifera; Eurotatoria; Adinetida; Adinetidae. The record is from the annotation of a GenBank genome assembly.